ACCAUUUUAAUCAAAUCCAUACCAAUCAAGAAAGUGUCAACAAACAAGAAAGUAUUGCAAUGGCCUUCACAGUGUUAGCUCCCCUCUCUAUUAUCCUUCUGCUUCCUUACCUUACAAGUUCUCUCUCUUCCUGUGGAGAGUCAUGUAACACUCUCAACGAUUGCAGUGGUAAUCUCAUCUGCAUCAAUGGAAAGUGCAAUGACGACCCUGAUCUUGGCACCCACACAUGUUCCAACCCCAGUCCAUCCCCCGGCAGCGGUGGCAAAUGCAAACCGGCCGGCACCCUCCACUGUCGGAGCAAGACCUAUACCACAUAUAAAUGCUCUCCUAAGGUCACUUCUUCCACACCUGCCAAACUUACAAACAACGAUUUUAGUGAGGGUGGUGAUGGUGGAGAUCCUUCAAAAUGUGAUGAGAAAUUCCAUUCCAACUCCGAACGUGUGGUUGCUCUCUCCACAGGUUGGUAUGCAGGUGGUAGUCGUUGUGGUAAGAUGGUUCGGAUAACUGCAAAGAAUGGAAAGACUACAACUGCAAAGGUUGUAGAUGAGUGUGACUCAAUGCACGGUUGUGACAAAGAGCAUGCUGGCCUACCUCCAUGUCAUAACAAUAUAGUUGAUGCUUCUGAUGCUGUGUGGAAAGCUUUGGGGCUUAACAAAGACUUAGGUGUGGUAGAUGUUACAUGGACCAUGGCCCAAGUUUCCUCUGUCUAG
Telopea speciosissima is the source of this 710-nucleotide messenger RNA. RefSeq names its product kiwellin-like. Bases 60 to 710 code for a protein of 216 amino acids. The transcript has a single exon. Lineage: Eukaryota; Viridiplantae; Streptophyta; Magnoliopsida; Proteales; Proteaceae. The record is from RefSeq and is a predicted model, not a curated record.